AUGAGUAACAAGUUUGCGCCAUUCGACAGAGUCGACCUCACCUACAAAGUCAUCAAUGGUCAGCAUCUUGAUACAUCGAUUUUAACUCCAAACCGCCUCCAGUCCAAGCCGAGCAGUGAAUAUCCGGUUCUCGUCUAUUGGCAUGGCGGCGGAUUCAUAAUCGGAGACCGCAUGUACGAAGGCUGGUUUGCGCCAUGGAUGAUCGAGCUUUGCCUCUCAAACGACUCAAUUAUCAUCUCCCCAGAUUAUAGACUCAUUCCUGAGUCCAACGCCGCCGAUAUACUUUCUGACGUUGAAGCCUUCUGGCUAUGGCUCCGCAAUACCCUCCCUACAGAAAUCUCCACCUGGCACGCUCGUCCUGACCUUUCCCGGGUCGCAUGCGCAGGAACCUCAGCAGGCGCGUAUCUCGCCAUGCAAUCGUCUCUCCUUUUCCCGCAGAUCUCGCAAAUCAAAGUUAUUCUCUCGAUCGCGGGCUCUCUCUACACCGACAUCCCGCAUUAUAAAGUCCCCGGACCAAAAGUGAUUCUGGGAAAGCGACCGCCUCCUCCGCGAAAGGCCGAGAUGAUAAUACGAGAAUAUACGAAGAAUAUGAAAGAGGGUGUGAUUAGGACGAGUGGCGACGCGGUUGAGAUGUGGGAAUUCCUGACGUGUGUGUUACAGCAGGCUUAUUUGCCUAGAUGGUUGGGGUUGAAGGCGGAUGACAAGCUUGAUGUUAUGAAGAUGAUGAAGAAGGGAAGGGAGGAUUCCGUUGUUCCACCGGUGUGUGCUACGGGUUUUGUGGAUCGGUUAAAAGUGAUUCUGCCGAACGUGCCAGUCUUGUUAAGCCUUCAGAAAGGCGAUCAUGGGUUUGAAGUGAUGCAUACUGUAGAAGAUGAAUGGGUGAAAGAGGGACUGGAGUUUAUGGAAAGAUAUUGGCCUUGA
Messenger RNA from Aspergillus steynii IBT 23096, 921 nucleotides. RefSeq names its product alpha/beta hydrolase. The record is from RefSeq and is a predicted model, not a curated record. Gene Ontology annotation, molecular function: hydrolase activity. Bases 1 to 921 code for a protein of 306 amino acids. The transcript is spliced from 4 exons. Lineage: Eukaryota; Fungi; Ascomycota; Eurotiomycetes; Eurotiales; Aspergillaceae.